Messenger RNA from Nerophis lumbriciformis (worm pipefish), 888 nucleotides. NCBI's taxonomy places the organism in Eukaryota, Metazoa, Chordata, Actinopteri, Syngnathiformes, Syngnathidae. The record is from RefSeq and is a predicted model, not a curated record.
AUGGUCUCGUCCUACCCUUUACCGGAGGGCUUCUCCGAGUUUGAUGUUUUCUCGCUGGGAUCGUGUCUGCUGGUCGAGGGUCUGAUGGGCUUUUUCCUAAAUGCGGUCACCAUCGCCGCUUUCCUCAAAGUGAGGGAGCUAAGGACCCCCAGCAAUUUUCUCGUCUUCAGUUUAGCCAUGGCCGACAUGGGCAUCUCCAUGAACGCCACAGUUGCGGCUUUCUCCAGCUUCCUCAGGUAUUGGCCGUACGGCUCGGAGGGAUGUCAGACUCACGGCUUCCAGGGCUUUGUGACGGCUCUUGCCAGCAUCCACUUCAUCGCCGCCAUCGCAUGGGAUCGAUACCACCAGUACUGCACAAGAACGAAGCUGCAAUGGAGCAGCGCCAUCACUCUGGUGAUCUUCAUCUGGCUCUUCACAGCCUUCUGGUCCGCCAUGCCUCUCAUCGGGUGGGGCGAGUACGACUAUGAGCCCCUCAGGACCUGCUGUACUCUGGACUACAGCAAGGGUGACAGGAACUAUGUCUCCUACUUGAUUCCCAUGAGCGUCUUCAACAUGGCCAUCCAAGUGUUUGUUGUAAUGUCCUCCUACCAGUCCAUUGCACAGAAAUUUAAGAAGACUGGAAACACCAAGUUCAACCCAAAUACCCCCCUUAAGACCAUGCUACUUUGCUGGGGUCCAUACGGCCUCCUGGCCUUCUAUGCUGCUGUGGAGAACGCCAACUUGGUCUCACCCAAGCUCCGGAUGAUGGCGCCCAUUCUGGCCAAGACCUCCCCCACCUUCAAUGUCUUCCUGUACGCGUUGGGCAACGAGAACUACCGAGGAGGUAUCUGGCAGUUCCUCACCGGGGAGAAGAUCGAAGUGCCUCAAACUGACAACAAGUCCAAAUAA